GCGAGGUGACGGAGCGGAGUGACAGAGUUCGACAGACAGACAGACAGACAGACAGAGGAGAGUUUGUGUCGGUGUCUUUGACGGCGACAGACAGAAAGGUAGGACAGACAGGUGGGAUGUUGUCACACCGCUGACUCCACUUUCACCAUCCUCGGUUGUUUGACGGCGCUGGGAGCAGCACGGAGCGGGGACACGGAGCCCGGAGCAGGGACCGCACAGCGACUCAGCGACGCCCGGGAGAGGAGAGGGGACCAUGGGCUCCGCUUCGUCCUCCUACCGGGUUAUUUACCUGGACGUGGACGGCAGGAUUCAGAAGGUGGUGUUCAGUAGAUUCUGCAGCCCGUGUGACCUGAAGGAGCUGUUCUGUACAGCCAUGGGUGUGCAAAGGAACACUAAUCUGUCCCUGCUGGAUUCUUCUGGAGCCAUGGUGUCUAUCGACCCCACCAUGCCACACAACACAGAAAGGUCACCCUACCGAGUGGUGCCUAUGACUGGAGGACAGCUCGCUGAUAAAGAGGAACUCUUUCAGAAUGUACUGACGCAAGUAGCAGAGCAGUUUUCAAGAGCUUUCAAGAUCAAUGAGCUGAAGACCGAGGUCACCAACCGUCUUGCCAUGUUGGAGAAGAGAGUAGAGUUGGAGGGGAUGAAGGUGGUGGAGAUUGAGAAAUGUCGCAACGACAUCAAGAAGCUCCGUGAGGAGAUGGCAUCCAGAAACAACAGUACCUUCCUGGAAGAGAAUAAGAAGCUCAGUCCUCGCAGAGACGUGCCAUCCUACCCAAAGUACAUGCUGUCACAACACACCAUAGAAGCCCUCAAAAAACCCGCCUUCGACAUCUGGCUGUGGGAGGCCAACGAGAUGCUGAGCUGUCUGGAACAUAUGUACCAUGACCUGGGCUUGGUCAAAGACUUCAAUAUCAACCCUAUCACACUCAAGAGAUGGCUGCUUUGCAUUCAUGACAAUUACAAGAAUAACCCCUUCCACAACUUCCGGCACUGUUUCUGUGUCACCCAGAUGAUGUACAGCAUGAUCUGCCUCUGCAGCCUACAGGAAAAGUUCUCCCAGGUGGACGUUUUGAUUCUCAUGACAGCCGCUGUGUGUCAUGAUCUCGAUCACCCUGGAUUCAACAAUGCGUACCAGAUCAAUGCCAGAACAGAGCUGGCAGUUCGCUACAAUGACAUCUCCCCCCUGGAGAACCACCACUGUGCUGUGGCCUUUCAGAUCUUUUCUCAGCCUGACUGCAACAUCUUCUCCAACUUUGACCCCGAGGCCUUUAAACAGAUACGACAGGGAACCAUCACGUUGAUUUUGGCUACAGACAUGGCACGACACGGUGAGAUCCUGGACUCCUUCAAGCAGAAAGUCGACAGUUUUGACUACACAGAUGAGGAACACGUCACCUGUCUGAAGAUGGUGCUCAUCAAGUGCUGCGACAUAUCCAACGAGGUGCGGCCCAUGGAGGUGGCUGAGCCCUGGGUCGACUGCCUGCUGGAGGAGUACUUCAUGCAGAGUGACAGAGAGAAGGCUGAAGGACUUCCUGUGGCUCCGUUCAUGGACAGAGAAAAGGUCACCAAGCCAACAGCCCAGAUUGGCUUCAUCAAGUUUGUCCUCAUCCCUAUGUUUGAGACUGUGAUGAAGCUGUUCCCACAGAUUGAGGAGGCAAUGGUGCAGCCACUCAGAGAGUCAAGAGACCGAUAUGAAGAACUCAAACAGAUUGAUGACGCCAUGAACGAGGUGCAGAAAAAGAAAAGUGAGAACUUGACCAUGGGAGGGAAGAAGAAGUGAGACAUUUUGAAAAGCACCAGUGAGCAUAGAGCACAAGAGUGAAGCAGUAUGACGUCAAAGUCCCACAUUUGUCCCUUUAUGGUCUGAAAAGCUUUCCAUCACUUGUCCUCUCGUCACUUCUUUUUCUGGAAGAGCAACAGGAUAUGUGAUCUAGGAAAAUCAGUCAAUCUGUCACAGAAAUGUGAAGGAAUGGAUUUAAGACCAGAGCUCUGAGACAGCGUUACAAACUACUGAUGGACUCUAGGACCGGACAGACAAUCCAAAGCCUUUUUCAGGAAAUGUCAACAUUUGUACAGCACAGACUCCUUCAGUAAACAAUAUUUAGAGACAUAUCUGCAUUUUUUUAUUAUUUGAAACGUGUUGUUUUUUACAGAUUGUACAGAUUUAUAGUGACCUUUGUUCUUUCUUACAAAAAAUAAAAGGAUUACUUUAAUUACUAA
Molecule: messenger RNA, 2223 nt
Organism: Centropristis striata (black sea bass)
Lineage: Eukaryota; Metazoa; Chordata; Actinopteri; Perciformes; Serranidae
Gene: pde9aa
Product: phosphodiesterase 9aa
Exons: 19
Coding region: 254-1783 (509 amino acids)
Biological process (GO): cGMP catabolic process
Molecular function (GO): 3',5'-cyclic-GMP phosphodiesterase activity
Source: RefSeq, a predicted model, not a curated record